Messenger RNA from Penicillium angulare, 810 nucleotides. Its product is annotated as SDR family NAD(P)-dependent oxidoreductase. The record is from RefSeq and is a predicted model, not a curated record. Gene Ontology annotation, molecular function: oxidoreductase activity, acting on the CH-OH group of donors, NAD or NADP as acceptor. The transcript has 4 exons. Lineage: Eukaryota; Fungi; Ascomycota; Eurotiomycetes; Eurotiales; Aspergillaceae. The coding region runs from base 1 to 810 and encodes 269 amino acids.
AUGGCUCAAUCUUCGCGUCUGCAAAACAAGGUUGCCAUCGUGACCGGUGCCUCUUCUGGCUUGGGCCGAGCUAUCGCUAUUCGAUAUGCACAGGAAGGCGCUAAGCUAGUCUGUGCUGAUUUGACAGCAGUGGCUCGAUCGAAAGAGGAAGCUGAGAUCACCACACAUGAUUCGAUUAUCCAGAGUGGUGGGAGAGCUAUCUUCGUUCAAACCGAUGUUGGCGAUGCUACUCAGAUGGAAAGCUUAGUAAAAGCGACUGUGGAUGAGUAUGGGAGACUUGAUGUUUUGGUUAACAAUGCCGGAAUUAGCAUCGAGGCAAGACUUCCAGCGGUGCUCCAUUUAACUGAUGAGGCAACGUGGGAUACCACGAUGCGGGUGAAUCUCAAGUCUGUCUUCCUUGGCUGCAAAUAUGCCCUUGCGCAGAUGUUAGCACAAGAGCCACAUGCUUCAGGAGACCGGGGAUGGAUCGUCAACAUUUCAUCAAUUAUGGGCAUGAUUGUUGGCCCAGAGAACCCUUCUUACUGCGCAUCAAAGGGUGGUGUCAGUCAGCUCACGAGGCAGAUCGCUUUAGAUUAUGCUCCGCAUAAGAUUCAUGCCAACGCACUUUGCCCCGGAUAUACCCAGACCGCGAUCUUUAAGGAAACUACCACUAACCUCACUCCUUGGGAUGACCUCAAUCGCCGACAUCCAUUGAAGGGGCCAGGUUUUCCUGAUGAUAUUGCCAGAAUGGCUGUUGUUCUGGCAAGCGAUGAUGCAAGCUGGGUUACAGGAGUCUGUCUGCCGGUAGAUGGCGGAUAUACAGCCCGCUAA